AUGAUAAACUUUCGAAUUUGAAAGGAAGCCAAUAAAAUAAACGGAGUCGUGAAAUCAAAGUUCAUCAGUCCAGCAACAUUCGCGAUUCAGUAGAGAUGGCUACCGCUGACAAAAGAGAAGAUCCUAUAUACGUUUCCCCGAUGGUGACGGGACCGACGAUGAAGGAACUAGAGGACAUCUCCGCCGAGCUCAAUCUCGGAUUGGAAGGGAGUACCGUGCUCAAAGAAUAUCAGUCAGUCAUUAACGAGUCCUUGGAGAUGGUGAACCAACUCGAUGACCUGGUCGAACCCAGUCUGCCGGUGAAGUAUCCACGAACUCCGGGUUACCGACCCUCAAGGAAAGAGAACCCUCACAAUGCAUGGUAUUACAGUCAACGGUCAAGGGAGCUGCUAAUGGGAUACUGUCGGGAAACGGAUCGCUAUCAAAGACUCGAUUGCCGUGGCGGGAAUCCCGAUGAUGAUGGGAUGCUAUGCUUUAGAGGGAUAUGUUCCCGAUUUUGAUGCCACGGUCGUCACAAGAGUUCUGGACGAAGGUGGAGUUAUUCUUGGCAAGGCAACAUGCGAAGAUCUGUGCUAUUCUGCGAACAGUCAUACGAGUGCCAAGGGGCCUGUUUCGAACCCCCUCAACAAACAACACUGUGCAGGUGGAUCUAGCUCCGGAUGUGCAGUACUGGUUGCAUGUAACGAAGUGGACAUGGCGAUAGGAGGGGACCAAGGGGGUUCGAUCCGGGUACCUGCAAGCUGGUGCGGGGUGGUAGGGCUGAAACCUACGUUCGGCUUAGUACCAUAUACCGGGGCCGCAUGCAAUGAAUACACGGUGGACCAUGUAGGACCUAUUGCCAGGACGGUAGAGGGCUGUGCCUUGCUUCUGGAGGUCAUAGCAGGUUACGAUGACGGAAGGGAUGCCAGACAACAGUGCAACGUAGAGGUUCCAAACUAUUUGAAAAACUUAAAGAAUGCCCCUACUAAACCACUACGCAUCGCUGUACUAAAAGAGGGAUUCGGCCAUGAGAUUUCGGACCCUGAAGUAGACAAACUUAUACGUCAUACCAUCAGUCGAUUCGCUGCAAGCAGCGGGGCAACGGUGGAAGAUGUUUCGAUUCCUCUUCAUAAGAUGUCUGUCGCGCUUUGUGUCUCCAUCUUGGCUGUGGAAGGGGUGGACUGUCUGUUUACAUCAGGGUGUGCGGGUUUGAACCAUACUGGUUAUUAUCCAACCAGUAUGAUGAGCGGAGUUGGAGCAAGGUUGAAGGCUAACAUGACCAAACUAGCACCUUGUCAUAAGGCUAGGCUGCUACUCGGGAACUACCUUAAGAAAAACUACUGCGCCGUCUAUGGCAAGGCGCAGAAUCUCCGCCGGCUUCUCACUAAGGGUUAUGACGACGUGUUGGAGAAGUUUGAUGUGGUUGCCAUGCCAACCACACCAUUCACGGCGCCAAAACUUCCUACACAAGCUGAUUGGAUGAAAGAAAUUCUCGGCCAUGACACCGACAUGACAUGGAAUUUGAAGGCGGGAAACUUAACGGGUCAUCCUUCUAUCAGCAUCAACGCUGGGGUUGUAGAAGGUUUACCAGUCGGACUUCUGCUUACCGGCAAGAAAUUCCAGGAGCUUGAACUUCUACAAGCGGCCUACGCCUUUGAAAAGUUUCUGAGUAGCAGCGUCAGUGAAUGAUAGAAAGCAAAUUACGCAGCCAUAUAACUCAGCUGUAUGAUUUUAAAACUUGGUUAAACACAAUAACAACACU
This is a messenger RNA of Strongylocentrotus purpuratus (purple sea urchin), 1741 nucleotides long. RefSeq names its product amidase. NCBI's taxonomy places the organism in Eukaryota, Metazoa, Echinodermata, Echinoidea, Camarodonta, Strongylocentrotidae. The transcript is spliced from 11 exons. Gene Ontology annotation, molecular function: catalytic activity. The coding region runs from base 454 to 1668 and encodes 404 amino acids. The record is from RefSeq and is a predicted model, not a curated record.